Messenger RNA from Melopsittacus undulatus (budgerigar), 1759 nucleotides. It is a transcript of the gene TMEM108, whose product is annotated as transmembrane protein 108. Gene Ontology annotation, biological process: dendrite extension; retrograde axonal transport; postsynaptic density organization. Lineage: Eukaryota; Metazoa; Chordata; Aves; Psittaciformes; Psittaculidae. The record is from RefSeq and is a predicted model, not a curated record. Gene Ontology annotation, cellular component: postsynaptic density; endosome membrane; axon.
AUUCCUCCAAACCAGUUCCAACAAUAACAGCAACUCCUGCUGCAGCUGCCUCGGUAGAGAGAAGAUGUGUUUUGCCUUUCUCUGCUGAGGGAUGAAGCUUCCCAACCCGUGUGAUGUGAGCAGGUGAGGAUGUCUGCUGACAAGCCCAAAUGAUAUUUCCAGGUGUUCUACUGAUCUUGGCACUGACAGAAGAGCUGGUGUUUUCUGUUCAGGUACUGUCUCCCACUGUCUCCUCCUCUCAGGGCUUCCCGAUGGACACUACCACUGUCACAGCCAUGGGAACAACACCUCGCCACAAAGACCACCACGCAGCAGAGCCCCUUCCCACGUCUGCUCACACCGUGCCCCAUUCCAUCAAUGUGGUGGAGAAAGCCCCUUCCAUGGGGCAGAAGCAAGGGAGCAGCUCUCACCUCGGCGACAAGGAAACGUAUCAUUUACACAACCAGAGUGCUUUGUACUCGGGACAGACUCGCCCCAAGGGGAAAAUAUUCCAGGUUUUCAAAGGCAACUUCACAGAGUCCUCAGAGCCUUACCUAAAGACGACCCUACACUCUCCCUUCCCUACCCUGAGGAGCCCCUUCACAGACCACCCCUUUCAGUCCCAGACUGCAGCAUCCGGUGAUCCCAAUGGCAUGGGGCUGGCAAGAACUACACACUCAGAGCCUUCACCCCACCGCAGCACCUCGGGAAGCCUUAGGGAAGCAGAGCAAGGCAAUGGGGCCGAGCUGGUGCUGCAGGAGGCAGAUUUUGCCACCACAACUGCUGGACCAUCAACCGAUCCUGAAGCGGUGUCGGUGCCUUUUAAACCCACCCACUACAGCGUAUGGGAUAUGCUGAGCAAAAACAGCUCUUGGGUAACCUUGAACCUCAGUACAAAUGUCCCUCUGUUUGCUGGCCCUGGAUCUGCCACAGCAGCAUCGGGGCACUCAGUUCAGACCAGUUUUGAUGUCAGUGUCUCCUCCCCAGGUGGAGACCCCAAAGGACCCUCUCCAACCCAGCAUGGGAUGGUGACCAACGUGACCUUGCUAAGCACUGCUCUCUCCACAGCUCCUGCCACCAGGUUGUCCAGCUCCAUUUCCACUGCUGGCUCCACUGCCACUGGGAACUUCCUAAACAGACUGGUUCCUGCUGGGACCUGGAAACCUGGAGUGCAAGGGAACAUCUCCCAUGUCACCGAGGGGGACAAGCCCCAGCACAGGGCAACCAUCUGUCUCAGCAAGAUGGACAUUGCCUGGAUCAUUCUGGCUAUCAGCGUACCUAUAUCCUCAUGUUCAGUUCUGCUGACAGUCUGCUGCAUGAGGAGGAAGAAGAAGACAUCCAACCCAGAAAACAACCUGAGCUAUUGGAACAAUGCUAUUACCAUGGACUACUUCAACAGGCACGCUGUAGAGUUACCGAGAGAGAUCCAGUCACUGGAGACUUCAGAGGACCACCUCUCCGAGCCGCGCUCCCCUGCCAAUGGUGACUACCGUGACAGUGGGAUGGUCCUUGUGAACCCCUUCUGCCAAGAGACACUGUUUGUAGGACACGAGCAAGUGUCUGAAAUAUGAGCCCCCAUCUCCCCCGUACUGCAGUUCCAUCUGUCCCCAGAUUAUAAAUAUAUAUAUAUAUUAUAAAUAUAGCCUUUGUGUAACCCUGAAUUACAAGAAAUGUUUUCAGCUUUUCUUUUCUCCCUCAGAAUUGUCAGCCCCUUUUUUAUAAGUGUGGUAAAACUUUACAGAACUGUGGCUUUAUAAAAUAAAGGUAUUUCUAAGCAAAA